Closterium sp. NIES-67 is the source of this 1189-nucleotide messenger RNA. The record is from the annotation of a GenBank genome assembly. NCBI's taxonomy places the organism in Eukaryota, Viridiplantae, Streptophyta, Zygnematophyceae, Desmidiales, Closteriaceae.
CUCUCCAGACUCAUAUUUUACUGUCUCGCGCCUUCGUAAAACUGGAUUUGCGUUCGUCCAUAUCGUCGGACAUGGAUGUCGACACAGACCCUUCACAAAUCAGCGGCCCUCGUUCGUCCACCCAAAGUCAACGCCAUCACCAUCACCAUCAUCAUCAUCAUCAUCACCACCAUCACCAGGAUCGCAGCGACCAUCACUUGGACGAUCCAUCUGCGCAACAUCAGCCGCAGCGGCACGCGCAAGAGCAACCAGACAGGCACGCCCAACCCUCCCCUAGCAAUUCCCAAGUCCGAACCACUUCCGAGCCUCUUCCGAGCCAAUCCUCCACCCCGCUCCUCCCGAUGCGUCAGCUAACCCAGGACCUUCAGCAGCAGUUAGAACUCUUAGAAUUAGAAGAAAAGCGGCUGCAGAACGCCGUCCGGCAUCUUAUACGCUCUAACGAGGAGCUCCAAGCCGCGGACAUCGCAGAGCCGGAUCCGGUGUACCGGGAAGCGCUGCUGGAGAACCAAGUGGUCGUUCAAAGCCUCAGAGAGAAGAUCGCCCUGGUGCAGGCGGAAAUUGCGGAGAUGCAGGGACGGGGAGGGGUCGAGAGGAGGAGUGGAGGAGAGGUUGAUGCAGUGGGUGGUGGUGGGGCUGAGGGUGGUGCUUCUGAUUCUGGAGCAUUAGCAGCACCAGCAGCACCAGCAGCACCAGCAGCACCACCAGCAGCAGCAGAAGCAGCAGCAGCAGAAGCAGCAGCAUCAGCAGAAGCAGCAGCAGCAGCAGAAGCAGCAGAAGCAGCAAGUACACUUAGAGCAGAGCCAGGGGACGGUUGGCUGUGAUUCUGCUGUACCGGGAAACGCUGCUGGAAAAUUACGUGGUCAUGCCUCGCUGAAGAAGGGAGAAGAUCGCCCUGCUCCACGCGGAGAUCGCAGAGAUCAAGAGAAAGGGAAGGGGUGGUAAGGGCGGACGGAGAUGAGGAGGGGAGUGUAGGGUGGGGUCGGACAAGGAGCAAAGAUACAGCAGCAGCGGCAAGUACACCCGGUACAAAGUCAGGGGAUUGUUUGACUGAUGCUGGAAUGAUUCUAAAUGUGCAGUGUUUUCUUUCGUUUCCUGUAUGGCGUGUCCAGUGUACCGUAGGAUAGGGUUUAGAGCUGUACUGCCAUGUAUUGUACUCACGGGUGUCUGUUAUCAAUGGUUUUCGAACUGU